CGUUGAGUGUCAAGGAUCCUAAUAAGAUAUCCAUCCUUCUCCGUUCUCCGUUGAACAGGGGUGGAAGGGGACAUUUGAGGGCUAUCUUUCCAAGGCAGUGAAGAAGAUCCUGGGAAACGAAACUGUGGAUUUCCAUUCAUUUGUUAUUUCUCUGUUGGUCCUUCCAGAAACCAUAUUAGGUUCUCAUCUCUAAAAUUUUGCGCCUUCCCCCUUCCUUUUCCUUCCUUCGAUCGACCAAGAGGAAGUCAACUGUCGACGACUGACAGCUUCCACUGCUUCUAUUCUUGUUACACCCCCCAUCGGGAUCUCACUCCACCUCAUUCAUCUAAACUACCACCCCAUUCGUUCCUCCAGACUUGCAAUACGAGCGCUCUCCUCUCUUACUCUGUCGACCACCGGUUUCUUGGGUACUUCAAUCUCAGUCUCUCCCUCACUUUUCUGUCGACUUUGCCUUGGUUUCUUGAUCCGUCUCUCGCUUGCCCACGACGCAAUUGUCAUACAACUUUGACUCUUAUUUGGAUACAUCUUGGAAAAGGCAGGUCCUAGUCGCCGGCGACAAUGGCCCCGACCUUCCUCAACAACCUGCGCCGCCGAUCGAGGGCCAGUUUCCGUACCAAUCGAUCAACCGACACAUCCAGUGAUGGUGCUACAAGUCAAGCAACAUCGCCCUCGAGCGGUUCCUUAACGCCGCCUUCGAUUGAUCACCAGUCAGACCCUGCACUUCAUCUGCAGGUAAAAGAUCAGCAGCAACUCCAGCGUCGACAGUCUCAAAUGUCCCAGAGCCAGAGCCAACUCAACGUCCCCACGCGACCGCCGCUAUCGUCCAACUCCAAUCGCAACAGUGUUUCCGGAAUGUCGGGUCUUGGUGCGCCUUCUAUCAAUGGAAGACAGACUCUUCCAGUGUCACCAUACGCUCCAAGAAUGAUCAACAUCACCGAAAAUGCAUGGGUAUGUCUUGGUGUUUUGCUUUUGAGUUGUUUCUAUGGCUAGUGGACUUUGUGGCGCGCAUGCAAAUGCAAGCCAUAUCGUCAGGGGUUAAUUGGUACAGAAGCUAUGCCAAGACUUCCAACAAACAUAACUCGCUCAAGAAGAAGUUGGAGUGUUGCGCUAACCGUCACCAGGUCUAUCAAAAAGUUCUUCUUGUUUAUGGCACAAUCGGAAAUGCCGCCGAGAAACCCCUCGAUGGCACCCUUAAUGUUUGCCGACUUGACGACAACUUCCCUGCGAUCAGCUGGCCCGUUUGCAACUCGCAUUUCAAGGCACUGGUGUACCUUCAACCGGGUCCGAAUAGAUUGCGUUUCGAGUUCUCAAGUCCGAAACUUGCGAACAGCAACAGCUCCAACCCAAUCCAUGCUUCCUACCUUACUGUUCACAUGCUACCCGUGACCAAUUCACCACCUUUGCAGCUUGCGAUACUCGUUGCGAAGGACUCUCCCGAAACAUUCGAUGCCUCGCCCGCCCGAGCCGAAAAGGAAGGAAAUGGACUGGAAAUGGCCGUCAAGAAGUUCAGAAUGGCAGCGUACCUGUGGCAGGCCUUCACCUCGGAACAGAUGUGGCGGAACAAGCUUGGGCGACGGGCUUUCCGCUUUGAUGAAGAAUGGACAACAGGCUCGGCCAAUUAUCGUGACCAAGAGAACGGCACCAUGCGCUCCGAAGCCCGUGUCCAUGUUAUUCGCUCCGACAAGACCCUUGCUGAGAUUCGAGAUCUUAACAAGGCCCAGCAAAACGAGAAGGCGACCGAUAAGGGCGCUUUGUACGGGAUCGCUUCAGAGGCCGUCAAGAAAUACUUCAACCCGCUGCCGGGGCAAAAGCUAUACGUGUCUUGUCUUCUCUUGGAUUCUCAUUGGGAUACGACAGCAAAGACCGUGACCGGCCACGCCGCUCUUGGAGGAGGGGAUGGUGAUCUUCAACUCGCCAUUUUUGGAUCUCACUGCCUUCACAGUUACCCUUCCACUUUCGAAGAGGUUGUGCCUGCUUUCACUGACUGUACUCCAACGGAUACAAACCAUGUGGCUAAUGACUGCAACGAAGCGGGCAGUUCUUGGGAGGCUGCCAAUAUCGGUAUUGGCGCUCAUAUGCAUGAGACAGGCCAUCUAUUCGGAUGUCCCCACCAGGAGAGUGGUGUAAUGCUACGAGAUUACGUGGUGCUAAACCGUACAUUCGUGGCUCGAGAGGCAUAUUGUACAAGGACCAAAUCCAAAGGUGGUCUUGCGCUCCAGGCCGACGAAUGUGGAUGGCACCGCCUCGACUGCUUGCGUUUCCGAGCUCAUCCGUCUUUCCGCCUUCCCAAUGAUCCUCCGAUGAACCCUGACGGUAGUGUUCAAGCCUUCCCUGUCGAAAAUGGCAAUGUACUUGUUAUGGCGGCCACAGGAAUUUUCUUUGUUGAGAUUUAUGCGGAUGGUGACGAUGUCUGCCAUGCUUGGAUCGAGUAUCCCACUGAUCAAGGGACGCCCUCCCGGCAAAUCACGCUCAGCGAAAGUGAGCUGCGAGGCAGACUGCCCGAGAAGAAAAGAAAGGGAUCUCUCAAAAUAUCAGUCAAGUCUUACGGGGGAGGAUCACUUGAUAUUGACGAUUACAAAAGGUUUACCUCCAAGGAGUCUCUCAUUAAGCUACCGAACGGGAAGAGUGCUUUCCGAAGCCAGAAGCUGGGUAGCUCUAAGAUGGAUGGAAGCCAGCCUACGGAAGCCAUCUUUACGAGUGCUGUCAAGCAAGACAGAGUUCUAUCCCGUGUGGUCAUUUAUCACGGUAUGGCCGUGGAUGGAAUGGAAUUCAUUUAUGACGAUGAUUCCAGGCAGUUGUUUGGAAAGAAGGGCGGCAAAGAAGGGGGAGAUACCUUCGAGUUUGAUGUUCGUCGUGGUGAAUACAUCAGUGGCUUCGUCGCGCGAUCUGGUUUCUGGAUCGAUGGCAUACAAAUUCUGACGAGUUUGGGUCGCAAGUCGCCCGUUUAUGGAAAUGCUCAUGGAGGAGAUGCGCACACUUUGAUACCUCCUCGAGGAUACAUCAUUUGUGGCGUUUCCGGCUCCUGUGGCCAGUGGUUAGAUGGCUUCUCGGUUCUCAUCACGCGAUGAGCAGGAGCAAAACCACUCGAUGUCCAGAUUUUUGCACACUCAUUCUACAGGAUAACAAUCAGCCGUCUAUGGAUAAACAUUAAUUGUUAAUUACGAAGCAUGGGAGAGACACGCCCUACCUGUCUUACAGCGGCCAGACAGAUACCGCAAGCAUUGUUCGGGACUUUUAUCUGAUACCGGCGUUGGGGUAGUUUUCUUUUGUUUACCGCCUCUGAAAGGAGGCUACACACAUUACAUACAUACACGCUUGCAUAUCAAGUUAAGGGGUAACGCAUACACAGCAUACCAUGAGCAGACGCGGACCUGAAUAAACACCGCAGGGGAUGUCUGAUCUUGAAGUCUUUAUCGCUCUAUGUUAAUUUCGACCGUUUCCUGCAUGUGUCCAGAACGUUUGUGUGUGUGCUAACUAUCAUAGGUUUCAUUUAACUUCGCUUAAUGAUGUGACGGUGAGCGAGCUUGUGCGAAUACGAUGCGAAUCUGACAUGUGAUAGUCUACCCCAGAAUUUGUUGAGCUGUUGAUCAACUUGGUGACGCUGGAGAUCCGGUACCAUUCUGACGUUCUCCGUAUGUAAGAUAUAGAUUCACAAAAAUAUGCGAAUGUGACCAUGAACAACCGCCUUGACCUUUGCGUGUG
This is a messenger RNA of Fusarium odoratissimum NRRL 54006, 3702 nucleotides long. RefSeq lists its product as uncharacterized. Gene Ontology annotation, cellular component: cytoplasm. Bases 945 to 3068 code for a protein of 707 amino acids. The transcript has 3 exons. Lineage: Eukaryota; Fungi; Ascomycota; Sordariomycetes; Hypocreales; Nectriaceae. The record is from RefSeq and is a predicted model, not a curated record.